AUGUUCCGUACCAACUUUCUCCAAUUGCUCUUUGUGACCUUGAUGGUCAUUGGUGCGGUCUUUGCAGAUGUGAAGCCCGAUGUCUCCCAGAGUGAGUCUCUCCAGGAUGCUCUUGACGACUUGAAGGCAGCUUCGUUCCACGAUGCUCUCCAUGCCCUCUCCGCCAAAUUCCGCCAUGGAAUCUUCCCGACUGACCUUCACGCCGCCGAGGCCCUGAAAGAUGAAGAACCAACCAUUGCCAGUCUGAUCAAACUCGCCAAGCGGGAUGGCAAUGCCACUUCCACCCCCGAGGCUACCUCUAUUCCCGAGGCUACCUCUGUUCCUGCUGCCACUUCGACUGCUGAGCCUACCUCGGAGGCCACCACUUCCCUGGAGCCGACUUCCACUGAGACGUCCGCUACCUCCGUGCCAACCACUGCCAAGCCUACUUCUUCUGAGCAGACUACUUCUCUGCAGCCUACCUCUACUGAGACGACGUCUGUUCCGCAGACCACUGCCAAGCCUUCUUCGGAGACUUCCACUGAGAAGACUACUCAGCACACCACUACUGCACCCAGCACCACUAGUGAGCACACCACGACUGAGAAGACUAGCACCACUGCGCCCACAACCAGCCAGACCACCACUCACCACACCACUUCCGUGCCUUCCACUCUGUCAACUGCUACCAGCUCUACUUCCAGCCGCGAGUCAACUUCUGAGUCUAGCGAGCACUCUUCGCAGACCAAGUUGACCACUUCCACUUUCGAGAGCACCAGCACUCGGCCCGAUGGUAGCUUCACUACUCUCACCUCCAUCACCGUUAUCACCCCGGCCGCUGCCACAGGUGCGUCCGAGACCAACGCCGCUCGUCCUGGUCUGCAAACCGGCAAUGCCGCUGCUCCCACUGCUGGCGUCGCUCGCGAGGUUGUCGCCAUGUUCGGAGGUGCCAUGAUGGUUGCCAUGGCUCUUUGA
Molecule: messenger RNA, 954 nt
Organism: Penicillium brevicompactum
Lineage: Eukaryota; Fungi; Ascomycota; Eurotiomycetes; Eurotiales; Aspergillaceae
Product: putative GPI anchored cell wall protein (Dan4)
Exons: 1
Coding region: 1-954 (317 amino acids)
Source: RefSeq, a predicted model, not a curated record